This is a messenger RNA of Larimichthys crocea (large yellow croaker), 1457 nucleotides long. RefSeq names its product bestrophin 4 (gene best4). Lineage: Eukaryota; Metazoa; Chordata; Actinopteri; Sciaenidae. The transcript is spliced from 10 exons. The record is from RefSeq and is a predicted model, not a curated record. Bases 51 to 1409 code for a protein of 452 amino acids. Gene Ontology annotation, molecular function: chloride channel activity.
GGACCAGGUGACACACCUGACUUCAGGAUUAAACAGGAGUAAACGCAGCCAUGACCAUCUCUUACACCCUCAAAGUAGCCGAUGCCAGAUUUUGUGGCUUCUCCAAACUCCUGUUCAGGUGGAAGGGAAGCAUCUACAAGCUGGUUUACAAAGAGCUGCUGGUUUUCUGUGGCGUUUAUCUGUUUUUCAGCCUGUUUUACAGGCUGAUGCUCACUACACGGCAGCAGGAUAUGUUUGAGCGCGUCGCCCUUUACUGUGAUCAGUUCACAAACACCAACUUCAUCCCAGUUCUGUUCGUACUGGGUUUCUACGUGACCUUGGCCUUUAAUCGUUGGUGGGGUCAGUACACCAGCUUCCCGCUGCCUGAUAACUUGAUGAUGGUGGUGUCCGGAAACGUCCACGGUGUAGACGAGAGAGGUCGUCUGCUGCGACGGACGCUCAUGAGAUACGCCAACUUAUCUUCAGUUCUUAUUCUGCGCUCCAUCAGCACGAGAGUUCUCAAACGAUUCCCAACGUUGGAGCACAUAGUGGAGGCCGGAUUCAUGACGACACACGAGCUGAAACUCUUUGAGUCACUUCACUCUGAUUUCAACAAGUACUGGAUGCCUUUGACCUGGUUCUCUAACCUGGCAUCCAUAGCCAGAAAGGAGGGUCGCGUGAGGGACGACAUCGCUUUGAGACUUCUGAUGGACGAGCUGAAUAAAUACAGAGCCAAGUGCAGCCUCCUGUUUCACUAUGACUGGAUAAGCAUUCCUCUUGUCUACACUCAGGUCGUUACUAUAGCAGUUUACUCUUUCUUCGCCUUCUGCGUGAUUGGCCGACAAUUUCUAAACCCCGAGAAAGGAUACAGGAACCACAAUAUGGACCUGUACGUCCCUGUUUUCACCCUUAUGCAGUUCUUCUUCUACGCCGGCUGGCUCAAGGUCGGGGAGCUGAUCAUCAAUCCAUUUGGCGAGGACGAUGAUGACUUUGAAACCAACCAGCUGAUUGACAGAAACAUUGAGGUGUCGAUGCUGGCUGUAGAUGACAUGUACCAGAACCUGGCUCCGAUUGUGAAGGACAAGCACUGGGCGCAGAGACAUUUCUCCAUCCCUUACACCCUGUCGACAGCAGCAGAGACUCUCAGACCGGCCUUCAAAGGCUCCACCUUUGACAUGAGGAUGAGUGUGGAGGAUCUUGAGAUUCAUCAGCCCGGAGACUCUCCUGGAAAGAAACAGUAUUUACCUCUUAGGGCCUCUCUGGGCGACGGUCCCGACAGUGUCCUGCAGAGGGGCAAAGGUAUCCUGCGAGGUGGGAGCCUCCCCUCUCUGGUGGAUGUCUCAGCACACCCAAAUGAGGAGGACGAGGUCACCAACGCCACCAACCACAAAGAACAGACAUUCAUUAACGUCGUAGUCGAACAAAUCUAGUGAAGAUGAUGAAACUGUAAUGUUUUUUUGAACUGACUUUUAUUGUGU